Messenger RNA from Saccostrea echinata, 3297 nucleotides. RefSeq names its product KH homology domain-containing protein 4-like. Bases 72 to 3002 code for a protein of 976 amino acids. Gene Ontology annotation, cellular component: nucleus. The record is from RefSeq and is a predicted model, not a curated record. Lineage: Eukaryota; Metazoa; Mollusca; Bivalvia; Ostreida; Ostreidae. Gene Ontology annotation, molecular function: RNA binding. The transcript is spliced from 18 exons.
UUUUUUUCAGAUAAGAAAUAUUCAUGUUUCUUUAUCGGGAUCGAUAUUUUGUAAACGGAAAUGACGUCUAAAUGAGGCUGAUGGCGUACGAAAGUGUGCGUGUCAGUAGGUGGAGUGAUGAUCAUGCACACAAGAGUAGCCUGGAGGCUGCUGCUGAGGCUGCAGCAAAAGUCAAUGCAAUGCUUAUUGCUAAAGGAAAGCUGAAACCAUCCCAACUGUCACAACAGCAGGGUCUCAAACCUAAGAGUACCUCACAGCCAGGUAGUCUUAUUGUAGCUGAGGUAGAGAUUAAUGAUGUUCCAAUUGGAUGUAGAAAUAUGCUAACCAGGGGAGCCACGCAGGAAGAGAUAUCUAAACUAAGUGGAUCUGCUGUUUCAACUAGAGGUCGAUAUUUAUCACCAGAGGAGAAAAUGAGGAAUCUUGGAGACAGGCCACUGUAUCUGUGUGUCCAGGGUUCAACUCAGGAAUCAGUAGACAUUGCUGUUGGGAGGAUAAAUGAAAUCAUACUUAAUGGUAUGAAGUCUAAAGGUUCUCGAUUCACACCCAUCACAAGACCUGUGGCUCCAAUACAGAGACCAAUGCUGAGUCAACCCCCUCCCCUCAUGUCACUGGAAACCCAGCCCCCUCCAAUUCCAUCAGGGGUUCCAGUGUUGCAGGAGAAAUUAUACAUAGGUCUAGAACAUGCACCUCCAAACUUUGAUGUUAAGAAUAAAAUGUUAGGACCAAUGGGCUCAUUUUUAAACCACAUCCAGACAGAGACUGGUGCUAAAGUUACUCUGAGAGGAAAAGGAUCAGGAUUUCUGGAACCUUUAUCUGGCAGGGAGGCAUUUGAACCCAUGCAUGUUCAUAUUCAACAUGGACUGCUUGUUGGACUUCAGAAUGCCAAACAGCUGGCUGAAAAUUUGAUUCAAACAGUGCAGCAAGAUUAUGCCCAGUUCCAGCAAGCUUUGGUUGCUAUGCCACCCACUCUAUCCCCUGCUACAGCUACCAUAUUAGCAGGUCUGCAGCAGAGUACCCCAGGAGGGAUAUUUAGCCACCCUACUCUUGGUGCUCUGUCAGGUGUCACUCAGGCAUUAUCUUUACAACCCCAGCCAGGAUUACAACCACUAAAUUCCAUGCCUGCUAUCAAUCAACCGGUGAUGACAAAUGUAGUUCUCUCCUCUAGUCCUGUUCUAACUUCCAAUAACCCAGUAGGUUCCUCGAUAGCAGGUCCUCAUCCUCAGCAGGUAAUAGUACAGACACAGGUACCCCCUCCUCAUGCUGUUCCUCAUUUGGGGCCUCAGCAUCUUUAUCCGGGAAAUCCUCCCCCUGCCAGUAGCCCUCAGCCUCUGAUGACAACAGUACAACCAGAGUUAGUGCCAGCUUCACUACCGAUGUGGGGGUCUCCAGCCCCGGCUGGCAUGCCAGCCCAACAGAUCAUCCAACAGAUUCCAAUGAGUGUUGGUGCUCCAGUCAGUAGUUAUGGACCACCCAUCUCAAGUGCCUAUCCAUCUUUCUCCACUUCACUGGGACCAUCAACAAGCACGUAUGCUCCUAUCAGCAGCGUCCCACUAGCUAGAGUGUCCUCUCCAGUGGCUGUUACCUCCUCCACAACUAGUGGAUACAGCUAUAAUGGACCCCUGAAGGAGGAAAAUAAAAGGAGAUUUACAGAGGAAAAACCAGAAGAAAAAGUACCAGAAAACCUCCUAGGUUAUGAGCAUGGUCCACCCCACCUGACAAAUCUGGUGGUACAGGGACCACCCCCUGUACAGUCUCAGUCUCCCUCCCAAGGACAGCUGGUCCAGGCACCAGUCACUCAUGUCAUUCAGACUGUAACUCCAACACAGGUCAUACAUGGUCCACCUCCAGCUCAAAUAGUCCAAGGACCACCUCCAGGAUACCAGGCACCCCCACCACACUUCAUACAUGGGCCACCACCUCCUGGACAGAUUCCAGCCCCCUAUCAACUGGGGGCACCUCCUACUGUGUCUGAAGGGGUACCUGUAAUGUCACAAAGUACUCAACCACCACUUGGGUCUCCUGUGUAUUCUGUCCAUACUUCCAUUUCAGAGGAGGGCAGGGUAACCCACACCUACACAGUGCAGUCAAACACUGGAGGAUUGGCCUCACCCCCACAGGAGUCAGUUAAUGAAACAGACAAAAAAUUGAUGCCCCCUCCAGCUCUACCUACAGGAGUUAAACGAUCUGCAUCUGACAGUUUGACAGAGUCACCAGAGAGGAAGAGCAGGAAAGAUAGUGAUGAUGAGGAUGAAGAAGUAAAGUCCUCAAUGAGACAGCAACAUAAGGAGGCCAAAAAAUACCAGUAUAACCAAUACUCCAGCACUCCCCAGCUGUAUGGUCAGCCCCCACCACCAGAACAACUAACAACCUCUGUACAGUACAGAGGGGACACGUCUCCGGGGCAUCAGUUUGAACAGGCCCAGCAGCCACCCCCACAAUUUUUACCCCCAGGACAAGUGGUGUCACUUCCUCAGCCGACAGAGACCUCCCCAGGGUCAGAAAGUCUUGGCCAACCUGGGCUUCAACAACAGAUCAUCAUACAGCAGCCCCCUCAGUUACCAGGCCAUCCCCAGUCCCCUGCCUUCCAACAACCAAUGUACUCUGCCUCUGGUUCUCAUAGCCCUACACCUCCCCCUCCCUGGAAUCCAGAACCACCUCCAGUGUCUGGUCCAAGUCCUGGGCCAGCACAGCCAAUGCUGCCCCAGCAGAUUACACUGAGUGCUCCCCACAGAGUGAAUCCCCAAGAACAGAGACUCAUGACUGAAGAACAUAGAAUAUAUGGUGAAGCAAUACCUCCACCCCCUCCAAAUUUCCAAGCAGGACCACCCCCUCCAGGGUCUACUCCUCAACUUAUUGUUCCUCCUCAUCUUCCUCCUCCAACACAAACAAUAGUGUCAAUUCCACAGUUUAAUGGACAACCCCCUCCUUUCCCUGGCCAGCCCCCUCCACAGGGAGGAUACCAGUAUCCCACUGGCCCCCCUCUUACAAUGUCCUAUUGGUGAUUCAGUACAUUGUCCCUCUUGUAAGAUAUUGUUUGAUAAUUGGCUGCAGGUUCUUAGAACUUGUUGACACGUAAGUCUUAAAGUUCAGUGUAUGCAAAUCUUUUUAUCAGUGCAUGUAAUAAAUCAAAAACAAUGAACUGUUAGUUGAAGACUGUUAGAUUAUAGCAUGUUUGUACUGUGUGAAAGGUGCAUUAUGCCAUUUUUUCAUAAUGACCAAUAAUUUUGUUAAAUUGUUAUGUGUCAGUGCUUUGCAUUAAUAUGAAUGAUUUGUCAUUAAAUGACAAGAAAGGGAAAA